CCCACCUCCCUCUUCUCCUUUCAUACCAAACUUACUCAUUUCACUUCACAACAGCAACAACAAUAACCAACAAUCAUUUCUAUCUGCAACUCUUCUUUGAUCCUCCAAACCUACUCACUUUCAGAAACCAUACUGUUUUCUCAACCUACCCCUUGUGCUAGUUAAUCUUUAGUAAUAGUCUUCACUAUGGAGAACUUGUUUCGCCUAGCUGAUCAUGAAGAUUUCUUCUCUCGUCGAUGCAUUUGGGUUAAUGGUCCGGUCAUAGUAGGUGCUGGACCAUCAGGGCUCGCCACAGCUGCUUGCCUUAGAGAGCAGGGCGUACCCUUCGUUGUCCUCGACAGAGAAGAAUGUAUAGCCUCUCUAUGGCAAAAACGAACCUAUGACAGGCUGAAACUUCACCUACCUAAACAAUUCUGCCAGCUUCCAAAGCUCCCAUUCCCUGAAGACUUCCCUGAAUACCCUACUAAGAAACAGUUCAUUGAGUACCUCGAGUCAUAUGCCAAGCAAUUUGAGAUCAACCCAAGAUUCAAUGAGUGUGUACAAUCAGCUAGGUACGAUGAGACCAGUGGCUUGUGGAGGGUCAAGACCACAAGUGGUUCCGCUCGUACCGAGUUUGAGUACAUUUGCAGGUGGCUAGUGGUGGCUACCGGCGAGAAUGCAGAGUGUGUAAUGCCUGAUAUUGAAGGAUUGAAUGAAUUCCGAGGUGAUGUUAUUCAUGCUUGUUCUUAUAAAUCCGGUGAGAAAUUCCGUGGAAAGAGAGUGUUAGUUGUGGGUUGUGGAAAUUCUGGCAUGGAAGUUUCUCUUGAUCUUAGCAACCACAAUGCCUCUCCAUCAAUGGUAGUUCGAAGCUCGGUACAUGUUUUGCCAAGAGAAGUGCUUGGGAAAUCGACCUUUGAGUUGGCUGUUCUGUUAAUGCAAUGGCUACCCCUUUGGCUGGUUGAUAAGAUCUUGUUGAUUUUAGCAUGGAUAUUUCUCGGAAGCCUAGAAAAAUAUGGGCUGAAGAGGCCAUCCAUGGGUCCUUUGGAGCUGAAGAACACCAUGGGGAAGACCCCUGUACUGGAUGUUGGUGCAUUGAAGAAAAUCAGAUCUGGAGAUAUUAAGGUGGUUCCUGGAAUCAAGAGGUUUUCACGUGGACAAGUUGAACUUGUUAAUGGUGAAACUCUUGAUAUCGAUUCAGUUGUUUUGGCUACUGGAUACCGCAGCAAUGUCCCUUCUUGGCUUCAGGAAGGUGAAUUCUUCUCAAAGAAUGGGUUCCCAAAGGCACCAUUCCCUAAUGGCUGGAAAGGAAAUGCUGGGCUGUAUGCAGUUGGGUUCAAUAGGAGAGGGCUUUCUGGUGCAUCCUCUGAUGCCAUGAGAAUAGCACAAGAUAUUGGCAAGGUGUGGAAGGAUGAAACUAAGCACCAAAAGAAGAGAACAACAGCUUGCCAUAGACGUUGCAUUUCACAGUUCUAAAUCAUCUACCCAAGAGAGAGAAAAGAAAAGUUUCUAACCAGACAGGAGUUUCCUUGCUGUAAAAAAAAUAAUAAUUACAUGAUACACAAGCCAAAAAAAACAAAAGAAAACAGAUAGCACAGAGACAGAGCCCUCUCCGAAGGCCCAAAGUUUUGAUAUUUUUGGGCAUUUUGAUUUUUGAAACUUAGGAUGACGAGGCUUCUUUUUUUUUUUUUUUUUGUAUU
Manihot esculenta (cassava) is the source of this 1676-nucleotide messenger RNA. Its product is annotated as probable indole-3-pyruvate monooxygenase YUCCA5. The record is from RefSeq and is a predicted model, not a curated record. Gene Ontology annotation, biological process: auxin biosynthetic process. NCBI's taxonomy places the organism in Eukaryota, Viridiplantae, Streptophyta, Magnoliopsida, Malpighiales, Euphorbiaceae. The transcript is spliced from 3 exons. Bases 187 to 1452 code for a protein of 421 amino acids. Gene Ontology annotation, molecular function: NADP binding; N,N-dimethylaniline monooxygenase activity; flavin adenine dinucleotide binding.